Messenger RNA from Pomacea canaliculata, 1676 nucleotides. Its product is annotated as cold and drought-regulated protein CORA-like. The record is from RefSeq and is a predicted model, not a curated record. NCBI's taxonomy places the organism in Eukaryota, Metazoa, Mollusca, Gastropoda, Architaenioglossa, Ampullariidae. The transcript has 2 exons. The coding region runs from base 378 to 842 and encodes 154 amino acids.
AUUACCAUGUUAAAUUUCGAAACACCAUCCGGUAGGAUUCCAUCACCUUCAUCUUUGCAUGUUCACCUUAACUCCCAUGUACGCAGGCCAAGUCCUCCCCUGCCGCACCCACUAAACGCCUACCAAUCAGUACUUAGCACUGAUGCCAGCAGUCACAGGAGACACUAAGUCGCCCCUCCCAUCACACGGUGUUAUAUAUAUAAAUGGAACUUGUACAUCCUUCUUAGAGCAUUAGCAUCACUCAGCCACCAUCGUCAAAGCCCAACCACAGGUUUCGGAGACAUCGGGUUUUGGUCUGUCCGAAGUACUGUGAGGCAAGGACCCUCGAUCAGAACGGAUUUCAGCUGAAACUGGUUUAGGUUUGGUCAUCAGACAGAAUGAAAGGAAUUGGUGUACUCUUGGUGCUGUGCACGAGCUCGUGCAUGUUGUUGGCCGAUGCAGCCAGUCUCCGAGAGGUUUUCGAGACAGGAGAACGACACCUAGUGGAGGAUGAACCUGCUUUAGUGCAAGAGACGCUGAUUGAUCCGUCAGCAGUCCACAGUCGCGCCAAGCGGUCCUACUACAUUCCUGUCUACAGAAAGUCUGGUUACGGCGGCAGUGGUUAUGGAGGCGGUUACGGAGGCGGUUACGGAGGUUACGUCAUAGGUGUCGGCGGCUAUGGUGGUGGCUACGGUCACGGAGGUUACGGUGGUGGCUACGGUCACGGAGGUUACGGUGGUGGCUACGGCCAUGGAGGAUAUGGCGGUGGCUUUGGAAAUGUGGCUCCAGUCACCUACUACAAGACGGUGUCCGUGGUUCCUGCCUACCCCUCCUAUUCCGGCCAUUCUGGAAUGAUCGACUGAAACUGUCGUUAUUCCUCUUCGUGUAGGGACACCAUGAAGUUACCCUCUCACAUCUCGCUUUCUUGUAUAUCUUUCUUUCUAUUUUUUUUAUUAUUGCACAGGGCGUACAUAUAUUGCACAGAUGAACAUAAACCCAGAAUAUUGGAUUUCAUGCCUAGUCAUCUCAUACAAUAAACCGGAAGUACAGUCCUACAGUGGGCGUACCUUUAAAGAGUAUCCGCAAAAAUUGUAACUUUCGGUUUUCUUGAGGAAAGUAGGGUGACAAGCGAGUUAGCAGAUGGUGAAAAAGUCUUUACUCGGGCUAAAAGUGAGCUGUAAAGCCAUAUCUAACUUUAUAAUAAAGGUUUUAAACGAUCUCUGAAUAAAGAGCUACAAUCCUGCGGCCAUAUAAACUUUUCGUAAACGAUCACCGAAUAAAGAACUUCGAUCCUAAGGCCUCGUCCAACUUUCAUAAUUUCAUUGACACGAUUGCCGAAUAAAGAGCUACAGUUCUUUCUUAUUUGUGGACAUGUAAUGGAAUUCAAAUUGUUUCCAUUUGUAUCUUUCGCAAUGGAUUUGUCUAUUGCAUAAUCUUCUGUUUUUUGUAAAAUAUUUUCCGAUGUUGUACUACAACUUGAAAUGGUUGCAAUCGCAGAUUUACUUCGAUCCCUCAUUCCAAUCAUCUGUCAUUGAUUUAUUCGUCUCCAUCUUCAAAAUUAUUGCAAUAAUGAUAAUUGCUUACUCAAUAGUUGUACAUCUUUCACUGAAGUGUAUUUCUGAUACGCAAGCGUGGCUGAGUGUACGGGUUUGUAGUAAUAAAGCAAAAUAGCAAUAAAGGUGUUGUCAUUCAUUACA